CCCCGGAAACCGGAAAGGGAAAAAAAAAAAUCCAAGUGCAACCCCGCCCUCAAAACCCUUCAAUUUCCACCCAAAACCCGCCCCGCCCGCCGCCGUGACGUCACGCGCUCCGCCGCUCAGUGCGACGUGUCCCUCGGCCGGCGGCUGAAAGGGACAAUUUUCCAUAUUUUUUUCUUCAGCAGUCAGAAAUAGACCCUCAUGUUUAUUUACUGAAACAAUAUCUUCAUUUCCUGCAAAGUGGAAGUAUCUUAGGUUGGAAUGCAACACUUCUCUUAAGCCUUUAACAAAUUUUGUAGGCAAUCAUGGAUCAGGUAAUGCAAUUCGUGGAACCCAGCCGUCAGUUUGUAAAAGAUUCCAUACGACUUGUUAAGAGAUGCACCAAGCCUGACAGGAAAGAGUUCCAGAAGAUUGCCAUGGCAACAGCAAUAGGCUUUGCGAUAAUGGGAUUUAUUGGUUUCUUUGUCAAAUUGAUCCAUAUCCCAAUCAACAAUAUAAUUGUAGGUGGCUGAAUAUUCAUCAUGAAGAAGACAGUUGUGACACCUGCUGCAGUGAAUUCACAGCUUUAAUUUGUUUGAUAUUAAACAAGCUCAGUUUGCAUUUUCAA
Molecule: messenger RNA, 604 nt
Organism: Serinus canaria (Common canary)
Lineage: Eukaryota; Metazoa; Chordata; Aves; Passeriformes; Fringillidae
Gene: SEC61G
Product: SEC61 translocon subunit gamma
Exons: 5
Coding region: 303-509 (68 amino acids)
Biological process (GO): protein targeting; post-translational protein targeting to membrane, translocation
Cellular component (GO): membrane; Ssh1 translocon complex
Molecular function (GO): transmembrane protein transporter activity
Source: RefSeq, a predicted model, not a curated record